AUGCAUUUGUAUGCGUUUUCCAGAUCUGGUGCAGAAACACUUUUUGUUGUGUCCAAAAACAGCUUUGAGAAUUAUCCUUGCCUUCAGCGUUUUUCAAUGACCAACAUUGAUGCCAUCCAGAAACAGCAGUUAACCACUGUGAUGGACAGGAUCGAGGAGCAGUUUGAGAUGGAGAUGCAGAUGUACACACAGGAUGAAAUCUUUGCCCGAACACUGACGCCAGCACAGAAGGAAACCCCAGGGGAAACUGACUGCUCAGGUUAUGACACCAGGAGCAAGUACCCUGAACUCCUCAAUUCAUACUUUGAGAUCGUGGUGCAGCGACUGGCGGACCAGGUGCCCAUGCUGAUCCGUUACUUCAUCCUGAAGGAGUCAGCCAGGAUCCUGUCCAGUGAGAUGCUGGGCCUGCUGAACAGCGAUGACUUGGACGAGAUGCUGAAGGAGGAAUCAGAGAUUGGCCGGAAACGUGAAGCCUUGAGGGAAAAAGUCAAGCGUCUUGGACUGGCCAAUAACAAGAUCAGUAGCCUCUGGGAUCAGAGUGGUUGACAUUGUGAUGUAACCAACCAGGGCUGAAUAACUGUCCCACAAUCAUUUUACCUGCAAUUAAUCAACAUACAGAAUAUUUUAAAAGAUGGACAUUUUAGUGCUGUCAAAUUUGGGAUUCAGAGCACUGAAAAUGCUAUUCCCAUUGUCACAGAACACAGCUAUACUCUCAAAAGCUCUGGCCUUUUAUACUAUCAUCACAUAUCCGCAAAAUAUUUAAUCUCAAAAUUGACAAAUGAAAGAUGUUAAGACUGUUUUUGAUAUGAUUAAAACUGACAAAUUGUCGCUGACGUACAGUAAGUAAACCUUGUAUCUCCAAAACGUAAACAGCCGUACCAUUAAUGAUCAUACAAGCAACAAAACUUCAGAAGCUAUUAGAGUACAUACUGUGAAAAACGGACUACUUAUAAUUAAUGUAAACAUGUUGGGCAAAAAUUUGAGUCGCAGGGUUUUCUUUUUCGACAGCAACGAAUGGAAAUAAAUGUUGUAUCCCGUCCUUUUCUAAUUGGUCGAAGGGGCAUCAGCACUGAGAAUAAUGUUAUGAUAGCAUCAUGUAUACUUGAUGCCUGUAAAUAACAACGGUGAAAAUGGACACACUUGUCUGGUUCCUCUUUGCAACUGGAAUGGUUUAGAUGUAUACAUUAGUUAAAUCUGCUGUUUUGAGAUAUUUGUAUAUUAACUAGGCUACCUUUUUAUAUUAACUAGGCUACCUACACUCUAACCACUGGGCUACCUGCCGACCCUACACUCUAACCACUAGGCUACCUGCCACCUCUACACUCUAACCACUAGGCUACCCUGCCCACUCUACACUCUAACCACUAGGCUACCCUGCCGCCUCUACACUCUAACCACUAGGCUACCUGCCACCUCUACACUUUAACCACUAGGCUACCUGCCACCUCUACACUUUAACCACUAGGCUACCUGCCACCUCUCCACUCUAACCACUAGGCUACCUGCCACCUCUACACUUUAACCACUAGGCUACCCUGCCACCUCUACCCUCUAACCACUAGGCUACCCUGCCACCUCUACCCUCUAACCACUAGGCUACCCUGCCACCUCUACCCUCUAACCACUAGGCUACCCUGCCACCUCUACCCUCUAACCACUAGGCUACCCUGCCACCUCUACCCUCUAACCACUAGGCUACCCUGCCACCUCUACCCUCUAACCACUAGGCUACCCUGCCACCUCUACCCUCUAACCACUAGGCUACCCUGCCACCUCUACCCUCUAACCACUAGGCUACCCUGCCACCUCUACCCUCUAACCACUAGGCUACCCUGCCACCUCUACCCUCUAACCACUAGGCUACCCUGCCACCUCUACCCUCUAACCACUAGGCUACCCUGCCACCUCUACCCUCUAACCACUAGGCUACCCUGCCACCUCUACCCUCUAACCACUAGGCUACCCUGCCACCUCUACCCUCUAACCACUAGGCUACCCUGCCACCUCUACCCUCUAACCACUAGGCUACCCUGCCACCUCUACCCUCUAACCACUAGGCUACCCUGCCGCCUCUACCCUCUAACCACUAGGCUACCCUGCCACCUCUACCCUCUAACCACUAGGCUACCCUGCCACCUCUACCCUCUAACCACUAGGCUACCCUGCCACCUCUACCCUCUAACCACUAGGCUACCCUGCCACCUCUACCCUCUAACCACUAGGCUACCCUGCCACCUCUACCCUCUAACCACUAGGCUACCCUGCCGCCUCUACCCUCUAACCACUAGGCUACCCUGCCGCCUCUACCCUCUAACCACUAGGCUACCCUGCCGCCUCUACACUCUAACCACUAGGCUACCCUGCCGCCUCUACCCUCUAACCACUAGGCUACCCUGCCACCUCUACCCUCUAACCACUAGGCUACCCUGCCACCUCUACCCUCUAACCACUAGGCUACCCUGCCACCUCUACCCUCUAACCACUAGGCUACCCUGCCACCUCUACCCUCUAACCCAGGGGUGUCAAACUCAUUUCGCAUCGUGGGCCACAUACGGCCUAGGGAGAUGUCAAGUGGGCCGGACCAUUAAAAUUAUACCAUACUCUGCUAUAAAUAACCAAAAUAUCAUGUCUUUCCUUUGUUUUGGUGUAAAGAAGCACAAGAACAUUAGGAAAAUAUUGAAAUUUAAUGAACUAUCCUUUUACAAAACAUUUCAUGAAACACCUCAUAUUUCCU
This is a messenger RNA of Oncorhynchus keta (chum salmon), 2734 nucleotides long. Its product is annotated as interferon-induced GTP-binding protein Mx2-like. Gene Ontology annotation, molecular function: GTP binding; microtubule binding; GTPase activity. Gene Ontology annotation, biological process: defense response to virus. Gene Ontology annotation, cellular component: microtubule; nucleus; membrane. NCBI's taxonomy places the organism in Eukaryota, Metazoa, Chordata, Actinopteri, Salmoniformes, Salmonidae. Bases 1 to 546 code for a protein of 181 amino acids. The transcript has 3 exons. The record is from RefSeq and is a predicted model, not a curated record.